Molecule: messenger RNA, 4051 nt
Organism: Scophthalmus maximus (turbot)
Lineage: Eukaryota; Metazoa; Chordata; Actinopteri; Pleuronectiformes; Scophthalmidae
Product: beta-2 adrenergic receptor-like
Exons: 4
Coding region: 207-1694 (495 amino acids)
Biological process (GO): adenylate cyclase-activating adrenergic receptor signaling pathway; norepinephrine-epinephrine-mediated vasodilation involved in regulation of systemic arterial blood pressure; negative regulation of smooth muscle contraction
Cellular component (GO): membrane
Molecular function (GO): beta2-adrenergic receptor activity; norepinephrine binding
Source: RefSeq, a predicted model, not a curated record
AGUAGAGCUGAACGAGUGAGUUCAUACGUGAGAGUGGGAAGAGGGAAGAGAGAGCGACGCAGAGUGUGUGCGCAUAACUCUGCAAAACAGGAAAGGAGGCUCAAAAGAGGCUGACAAACACAUUAUGAUGAGACUUUGUGUGGACUUAAAGGCCUCCGGAUUAAGAAAUCACUGUAUUGUAAAGAACGGGAAGGAGCCUGGAGAUCAUGGAGUCUGCGAGUACUGUGUCAGCACUGGCUAACCAAUCACAGCACAGCAACUCCUCGCUGUCAGCGAGCUCUUUGGCGUACACCGGUCUGGAGCUCGUGCUGCUGGGUGUUGCGAUGGCCGUUCUUGUUCUGGCUAUAGUCUUUGGUAACGUCCUGGUGAUUACAGCCAUCCUGCGGUUUCAGCGGCUCCAGACAGUCACCAACCUCUUCAUCGCCUCUUUGGCUGUCGCUGACCUCAUCAUGGGCAUGGUCGUGGUGCCCUUUGGCUCCAGCUACAUCCUGCUGGAGCGCUGGCAGUUUGGAAACUUCAUGUGUGAGUUCUGGACAGCGGCCGACGUGUUGUGCGUGACAGCCAGUAUCGAAACCCUGUGUGUGAUUGCUCUGGACCGCUACCUCGCCAUCACCUUGCCACUUCGAUACCCAAUGCUCGUCACCAGGGGUCGGGCCUUGGCGGUGAUCCUUGGGGUGUGGGCGGUGGCUUCCCUCAUCUCCUUCCUGCCCAUCCAUCUGAAGUUGUGGGUGUCAGGGGAGGAGGAAGCUCAGCAGUGCUUAGCCGACAUGUACUGCUGUGACUUCAACACCAAUGCGGCGUAUGCAGUGUCUUCCUCAAUUGUGUCAUUCUACCUGCCGCUGGUUGUGAUGAUUUUCUUGUACACCCGGGUGUUCCAGGAGGCCCAGAAACAGCUGGAGAAGAUCAGGGGCAGGGAGAGGCAUUUCUAUAACUUGCAUUGCACCGCACAUCUGGCUUAUCCCGACGAUAGUCCUGCAAUGAAUAAACUAAGGGCAGGAACUGGGGCGGGGGAACAAGCUGGGGCGGACAGACUAAACAUGCAGACAACAGGAGGUAUGGACAUUGGUAAGGAAGAAAAGGGAGGAGAAAACAGAGCAGGGACUGAGAGAGUUGAAGGAAGGUACUCUGCCACAAAGCGGCUAAAGUUCUGUCUCAAGGAGCGCAAGGCUGUAAAAACUCUGGGGAUUAUCAUGGGAACCUUCACACUAUGUUGGCUACCCUUCUUCAUCCUCAACAUCCUCAUGACCUUCCUCCACCUGGGUGACAUCAAGCUGCUCUUCAGACUCCUCAACUGGCUCGGAUACUCCAACUCAGCCUUCAACCCACUCAUCUACUGCCGCAGCCCUGACUUCAGAUUCGCCUUUCAGGAAAUACUCUGUCUGAGGGGCAAGUGGGGAGGCUGGGGAGCGAAGAGACGGUGGGGAUGGUGCAGGGAGAGAGAGUGUUACCCGAAGCCCCAAGGUAGGACAAAUGGGCACGCCGACCUGAAUGAUGCUCGAGGGCUGGACGCUCACCAGAGGUCAGGAUGGGAGGGCAGUCUGGAGAGAUCUGACCGAGACAGCACGCUCACUCUGCCUUCCCAGGCUUCUUGCACUGUGCAGGUUUUAGAAGUAGCCCCAGGUUCUCUGACCAACCGACAGACGAACGGUUCUGCUAAUGGGAGCUGCAAGGGCAAUCCGGCUUCUACUGCUUGACCAAAUUAGAUAUUGGAAUUCACACUGAGCAGUAAACACCAAUUUGAUGAGUCUUCUAAUGUUUGUGUUUCAACUUUUGGGAAGUUUUGGGGGCUGUAGCUCAUUGUGCUGUCGGCAAAUACCCUGUUAAGUGUGCUUCUGUCAAUAGUACUGUUUUGGCUUCAUCAAACUGGUACUUCAAACAGGGUUAUCAUUUGAAGAUGUUGUUCGUCCCUUGUUGAUAUGAAAUGGAUAAGAGAAAAGUCAUGUUUUAAUGGACUGCAUAUGCUACUGAAAUACAGGAAAAAUAAGCUGUUAUGUGUAUACGGAAAAAAAGUGAAAAGGAUAACUGAUGGAUAUUCGAAUAACUAUCUAAGAGAAAAUAUCUUGUAUGCGCAUGCAUUCCACAACGCUUAUUUAUUUAAAAGCAGUCAAAUAGUAAAAAGUCAAAGUAGCUGUGUAUUACUCAAUAACAUUAUUUUACAGUCAACAAUACAGAUCGUAAAAACACUCAGUGGUUAGUUAGUAAGAGUCACAUGGGAACAUGUUUUUUUUGCAUUUUCUUAAAGCCCCUUAUGAAUAGUCAUGAAAUAUUCAUGACUAAAUGAGCAACAAUAGACGUUACACUACAUAUUAUUUACUAAGAGUUAUAAACUCAGUGAAUCUGCUUCAUUAGGACUAUGUCGCUGUGAUUUGAUCAGUUAAAAAAAACAAAACAUUCACAAUUCUCUCAUCAAUUAAUAAUGUUUCAACUCUGGCUGAAAAUUGUGUAUUCUUGUAGGAUCCAAUUAUUCAAGGUAAACACCAGAAGUUUUCAGGGCCUUUGAGGUGAAUUUUGAUAUACAUUUUGAGAUAGAUUUCAAUAUAAAUUUCAAUAUGAAUAUAUAAACUAUCAUGCAUUUUGAUGAAGACUACCUGGGCCCAAGCUAUCUCACUGAAGUCCAAAAACACUGGUGCCUUAUCAGGCCAAGUUAUUAUUUCCCAUAUAAAACCCUGAAGGCAGAAAGCACAAGCAGGGAUUUAGCACCACAUUUACAAUGCUAAUAACUUUGUCUGCCAACAACAAAUGUGCAAGCCGCCCGAAACAAAACCUCCACGAAGCGGAGAAAAAUAAAUACAUUUUGUUUGCCCUGUGGCUAAAAGUCUUAUUUGAAAGAGAGGGUCACAUUUUGAGGCUCACUUGUAAUAACCAACCUCCGACUAUCACAAAGUCCACCUGUUUUCAUUCCUUUCCUGAUGAAACCUCUUAGCUGCACGGUCCAAAAUAUUUUACUGGUGUGUAUUUAUGUGUCAGAUGGAACAUUUGAGACCCAAACGUAUCACUAUCAUAACUGUUCUUUCUCUCCCUGCAGACUGGUCCUUUCAUCAUGUAUUUUGUUGGGUCUAUUUUUCCUGUCCGUCUCUCUCUCUAUCUGCUAUCUUCUGACGCUGACAUUUUACGCUAUCUGCUUUUGCUCUUUUACAGUAAGAACAUUAUUAUCUGUCAGAAAGAGCCGGGGAGAUGGUUUUCAUUCAUGGGUCUGUUUUCAUAACAUUGUCUGUUACGCUCACUGUGAAAACAAAACAAUCAGAUGACACAUGGUUUAAGUGCUUUCUUUCUAGAUCUCUCUGAAAGAUUUGGAUCAUCUUUUUUUUUAUAAUAAUUGAGUCCAAAUGUGUUGAAAGACUUGCAUCAGAUUAAAUAAUACCACAAGACAUGAUACAUUUUGGAAAUAAUCCCCCCAGCAAUGCCUCUGUGUGUACAGGUAAUUAUUUGAUUUGCUUAAAAAUAAAUUAUUAAUAAUAAUAAUAAUAAGGAUCAAUAAUUGGCGAUUGUGUGCUGUAAAUAUGAUCUGCAUGUGUCUGCCUGUGUGUUUGUUCGUGAUUGAUGUGAUUGUUGAAUGUCCAUUUUAAAACUUGAAACAUGCCAAUUGGAAAAUGUCAUUAUACUGUUUAAUUUUUCAAAUUCAAUUGACUUUGAGAUGGAAAAAAAGUAGAAUAACUUAAUUAAGAUUUUUGAAUGCUUUCUGAAGAUUCUUUUUACAGGCAAUGUUUGCACUGUCCCGUGUAAAAAGAACCACAGUUGAACUAAGAGUUGUUUUAAUGUGCUUUUUGUAUCAUGUCUGUUAAUACGUGUCGACAUCGGAUUAGACACUUAAUUAAGCAGCACUGACAUUAAAUAUCUGCCAUUGUUUUAUGUUACCGGGAUUCGUGCGUCCGUCUUGGGACACUUAGAGAGCUGAAACACGCUUUGUUGAAACUGAAAGAUAGUUUCAGAAGCGACGGAAAGGAUUCUAUUUUCUACCUCCAACAGAGUCACAUGAAUGUCAUCUCACCUCUGUAAAUAUUUAUUCGUACACUGUUGUACAUGUUUGUGAGUAAAGGGACUCUUGAAAAUG